GUUUUUUAUGCAGACAGAGUGGUGCUAUCCAAGAGGGCAUUCCCGAGGACAUUUCCAGCAGUUGUUGGAUGGACAACAAGUCAGUUGAGAGCAAGAGAAAAUGCAGAGGUUAAGGGAGGAGGAUUUGGUUUGGGUUACAUUGAUGAGCAGAUGAAGAUGGAAGAGAAAAAGGGAAGAGAAGAGAUGGGAAGCAAUGACAGAGGAGAGCCUGUAGCGGGGACUAGUGCACAAGUACGAGGCGCUGACGAACAGGACACAUGUGAAGAGGAUGUCAUUGUCAAAUUGGAGGCUAAAUCUGACAUGCUGGCCUCGAUAGCAAUUGAAAUGGUGAGUUUGAUUGAACAAGGGCCAAGUGAUCUUCAAGUGAAAGAAAAUAUGAUCAAAAUUGUGGAAGUGGCGAAAGUGCUGAUUGGAUUAGCACAGAAACAGACAGAAAGCCGAACAGAGACGCCAAGGCAGCUAGAUGAAGAUGAGAUAGCGGACCAAUUGUUUUGGUCAGAUCCUAGGACUUUAUAUGCACUAGAGGAGGCUGAAAGAGAUGAGUUGAAAAGGGUUCAGAAUAAACGCAGGCUUGAGGAUAUUCCUACCUUUAGCUUAGGGUUGACACAGGCUGAAAAAGAGAAUGAGGAGGGGAGAAUGUUGGAGAACAAUAUUCACAAGAACAAUGCAGAGGUGAAUGAAGGUCAAGUGGUGGUUCACACAAAACCCAAUAAAGAGGGGGACACUGUAACAGUUGAUGACAGACUUCGAAGAAGGCUCAAAACAGCGGUUGUUCAUAAAUCGCCAUUCAUUAGUAGAACUGUUGACCCAAAUGAAGCAUUUUCGGCGGUAGAAAAGGCUAUUUGGUCGUGGAUCUUACUGGAUUCUGUUGGGGACAGUGAGGUGGUGGUUUUUAAAUGCAAGGGAUUGAGUGUGCCAAAAUCUGGUUUCAAAUGUAUGAAAGGGAGUGGACAUAUUCAGAGUGUUGUACUGAGGACUUGGGCCACUGUGUUGAACAGCAGAGAAGAGCACAAGAGUGAUGAUUCACCGUGUCGGAUUUUCACAAAGCCCUUUCCUUGCGUGUACAGCACGGACGGAAGCAAAAUGACAACGAC
Molecule: messenger RNA, 1094 nt
Organism: Cuscuta epithymum
Lineage: Eukaryota; Viridiplantae; Streptophyta; Magnoliopsida; Solanales; Convolvulaceae
Source: the annotation of a GenBank genome assembly